AAUCAAACUGUCCAAGUAAAAUUUAGGGCUGCAAAGCCAAAAUAGCUUUCUCCAUCAUUACUAGUAUCCCACAUUCAUUGUAAAGAAAGCCCUACGAUGAUAGGCGUGCUACUCGUACUGGCUACGGGUUGUAUUGCCUCUGCCAGAGUGCAAGGCAGCGCCAGCCCUAAGUUGGACGUAGACUGGAAGUCUUUCCUUGCUCGCUCUGACCCUGUGUGGAAAUGGACCAGCUCUUCGUACCAGCCAGUCAAAUGGUAUCACAGUGGGUUCGUGGGCAAUGGUGAGCAGGGAAUGAUGGUGCGGGUGGAUGACCAGGCUCCAAACAACAAGCUGCUCUUUGUAGUGUCGAGCUCGGCAGUGUGGGAUGACCGCAUGCCGGGUAGCAAGUAUGCCCUGGGUAAUUUUGUCUUGGACCGGCCUCGCUUACCCGUUGGCCAGUUUUCGCUGAGUACAGUCGGCACCAUCACGGCUGGCUCCAUGAGACUGGAUCUGUACAAUGGUGAAGUCAUUGGAAACGUGACUACCACCAAGGGGUCCGUGUCGUUCACCGUGUUUGCCAACUCUGUGUACGACAAGGCGGACGUGAUGGCAAUCCAGGCUGUGCUGAGUGGUGGCGAGGCAAGCCGAACAAACGCUGCCGUCUUUGAGUUCACACCAAAGGCGGCCGACAGCACAUGGGGCGGGCGCAACAAGCAAUACGUGCCCAACCCGGCCGCUGUCAUGACGCAUGUAAACCAGUGCAGUGUCAGCCUGCAGAAGCACUUGAGUGGCGCAGCGCAUGCCACUGGAUUCCAAGAGGACCAGACAACGGGCACGUCCACCCUGACAGUGACGGUGAUGAUGUCAAUAACACACGUCAUUCCGACAGAUGCUGCCGCCGCUGCUUGCAAGCAGGUAGGCAAUGCGAGAUCGGCUGGGUUUGCAGCUGUGCGCCAGAUGAACUCUGCGUGGUGGAAUGCUUACUACCCGGCGUCGUUUGUCAGCUUCUCUGAUACCAUCAUGGAAGGAUUCUACUGGGUGCAGAUGUACAAAUUGGCUUCCGGUACUCGCUCUGACCGUGAGGUGUACGACUUGAUGGGUCCCUGGUUCAUUGACGGCACUGGCUGGCCAGAUCUGCACUGGGAUCUCAAUGUACAACUCACCUACUAUCCUCUCUAUGCCGCCAAUCGCCUGGAUAUUGCCGAGUCACUCAAGAAACUGUUGGACAAUAAUAUGCAGGCAUUGAUCAACAAUGUGCCAGAGGAAUAUCGCAAUGACUCAGCUGCCGCGCCAACUGGUGCCUCGUCAGACAAAUGUAUGGAGACAUGCUACUGGGAUCACGGUGCGAACUGCACCACGUCAUCGCCCAGCAUUGUUGGCAAUCUGAUGUGGACACUUCAGCUGUACUUCUACCAAUACCGCUACAGUAUGGACGAGGGUGUUGCCAAGGACCUGUUCCCCAUACUGCGACGUGCUGUCAACUACUACACCAGGAUACAAUUUCUCCAAGACGGUCACUUCCACUUACCAGUGACGUUCUCUCCUGAGUACCCGGGAAAGCGAUCCAACGACACAAACUACGAUUUGGCUUUGUACCGCUGGGGACUGCAGACCGUGAUCCACUUGACCAAGAUUCUGGAUAUCAAUGAUCCUAAUCUGGACCUGUGGACGAAGUCCUUGAAGCAGCUAGUUAGCUACUCUAUGGACGAUGAAGGCAACUACGGUAUUGCUGCAGGUGUUCCGUUCAACAUCGGUCAUCGACAUUUCUCACAUCUCUUCAUGGUCUGGCCACUUGCUACCAUUGACUGGAAUAAUGCUUCGUCCGUGGACACUGGACGCCAAUCCGUAGACCACUGGCUGACUGUUAGCAAGCACAGCGGCCUGACUGGCUUCUGUCGACCGCCAUUUGCCGUCAUGUCCAUGUUGUUUGAUCGGCGAGACAGUGUCUACACUAACCUGACAUUCUUGGUCGAUAACUACAUUCUGCCAAACACAUUCUAUCACGAGGGUGAGAAUGGAGAGUGUGGAGAGACGCCACCGAUGGCUGCCAGUGCUUUGCAGGACAUGAUGCUGUACUACUGGGGAAACGUUGUCCAUGUGUUUGCCGGGAUCGCCGCAGACAAGAUACCAGAUUCAAGUUUCCAUCGCUUGCGAACCGAAGGUGCCUACUUGUUUUCUUCGGUGUUUACACAGGGUGCCACUCAAUGGAUCUACAUUGAGUACGACAGUCCCACUGCACCAGUGGAAGAUCUCAUCAUCAAAACCGACAUGGUUGGACCUCUGGUCGCUGUGCCGUCCACAGUCAAAGUCACACAGAACCCAGAUGGCACAAUGACCGUCACAGGACUCAAGAGCAAAGGUGAUGCAGUCAUGCUGUAUUCCAGCAAGGGUGCUGAGCCAGACUUCACUGUCAGUCCUGUAAAGGCACAGGAGCAAUACGAGAACUACUGGGGAUACCAUGCCAAGCCUUCGAGCACCCCGCCGCAGGCUGUGCAAGCUUUUCCCGAUGAUCUGACUGUAGUCCCGCACCGCAACAUCCCCAACACGUUCUCAUUCCAGUCUGAAACAGGCCAGUGUCUGGCUGUGGAUGGUUUCGCUGAAGACCAGCAUGCUGACGUGGUGAUGGCAAAGUGCUUGCAGCCUGGUGAAAGUCACCAGUCCUCCAGCAAGUUUUGUGACGCGUGUCAGCAGCACUGGAUCGUGCACAAGCACCACCUCGUCUCCCAAGCAACGGGCCAGUGCGUUCUCUUCACUGGCCCACGUCGGUCUCUCAAGCAUACCAAGUGUCCCUUUACUGUGACCCACGAUCUACUGCACCCCGCCGAGCCGUUUCCCUGGAGCCCACCGGUACACGCAGCCGAUGUGCAGCACAGGACUGAUAGUGGUGCCGAGUUCCUCGUCCAUAACAGAGUUCUUCGUGACCAUGACAGCACCUCUUGGGCAGUUUGAUUUCUCACCAUUUUUCCUGGAAACCGGUUUCAAUCAUUGCUAUUCUUUUGUAGCUAUACUCAUAAGUUUGAGGGAGUUGAAAGUUAUCACAAUUUUUAGUUCUUUUAGUACCUCUUUCAAUUCUUAUUCUUACGACUUUUUGAAAAUUAUUUGCUGCUGGGCAGCUCAUACCAUUCAAAACAAUAAUUUCACCGCUUGUUGGUGACUUCUCUUAUACAAUGUUGAUCAUUGCACACAUAUGGAGCACUGUUCUCUCAACCAUUUCCAUUA
Molecule: messenger RNA, 3198 nt
Organism: Sycon ciliatum
Lineage: Eukaryota; Metazoa; Porifera; Calcarea; Leucosolenida; Sycettidae
Exons: 17
Coding region: 97-2928 (943 amino acids)
Biological process (GO): carbohydrate metabolic process
Molecular function (GO): alpha-L-fucosidase activity
Source: RefSeq, a predicted model, not a curated record